Messenger RNA from Bolinopsis microptera, 1165 nucleotides. RefSeq lists its product as uncharacterized. The record is from RefSeq and is a predicted model, not a curated record. NCBI's taxonomy places the organism in Eukaryota, Metazoa, Ctenophora, Tentaculata, Lobata, Bolinopsidae. The transcript has 7 exons. The coding region runs from base 35 to 730 and encodes 231 amino acids.
CAACACUACUAUAUAACAAAUAAUUUGAGUAGAGAUGACACGUACCACCACGUAUGACCAGUCCUACCCUAACCACAACCCUGAACCUCGGGUGAACUACUACGACUUCCCUUCACUUCAAUGGAGAAACUUCAGGACCAUCCGGAAGAAGCCUGCCCCACAUCGUGUGGUUGAGUUUGACAGACCUCCUGGUCUGGGUAUGGGCAGCAUGGUGUCUGACAACUGGUACCGCUUCCACCUCGGGCAUCUCACCAAACCAACUAUCUUCAAAGAGGGUAGCGAGAGUAUUCCAGCACCCAAGAAAGAGGAACUGAUCGACAUGGACGAUAUUCGGGACAUUGUUAAAACUAAAACUUUAGUUUCAACAAACAAGUCUUUCUAUAAGAGCUUACCCAUGGUGAAGACAGUGCCACCUAAUAUGGAGGGAGUUAAGAGACCCUUGGACCAGGUCUUCGUUCAUGAUCGUCCCGGAGAUCUCCCCCAACUUUCUAGAGUCCCUCGUUGUACAAGAGAGAGAAGGCUGCCAGGGUACGCUGGUUACAUUCCUCAGACUCCGGUGGUGAGGAGAAGUACACCCACUUUCUCUUAUGAUGCUACCACUGUCAACACAGUUCACAGACCGUUCCCAGCUGCCGCUCAUGAUCCAUCCCACUUUGUUAAAUCUGGGUCCCUUUCAAGACACGUCACUCUUACCUACCCCUUUAACCCCUUCAACAAAAUCUCUAACUAGAGACCAUGUCUCUAACUAGAGACCAACAGACCAUGUAUCUAAAUAAAAAUCGUGUCUCUAACUAUGCGUCUUUAAAUAGGAAUCGUGUCUUUUCUCAUGCUGAAAUUGUUUCUGAAAUAAUUGAAAAAGAAAACAGUAUACUCUAUCGUCUAUACGAGCAGAGUGAUAAGGAAAUGUUGUUUAUUUGAUGUAAUUAUUUUUGAGUGAAAAUAUUGUAAGUUUUUAGCAAGUUUUUGAGUUAAAUCCAAAAUAUUAAUAUUAUUUGAUACUACUAUUUGAAUUUUAGAAUUUUUUAUAUCAUGGUGUGUAAAGAGCUAAAGGUGAUGUAAAAACAUUUAUUAGGAGUAUUAUGAGUUUGUCUUGUAGAUAUGGUUCAUUGUUGAAUUGUUAAUGUUAAUUUGCGAGAUUGGAGAUUUUAGCAACAAAAUUUAACAA